Molecule: messenger RNA, 4658 nt
Organism: Cebus imitator (Panamanian white-faced capuchin)
Lineage: Eukaryota; Metazoa; Chordata; Mammalia; Primates; Cebidae
Gene: IFI16
Product: interferon gamma inducible protein 16
Exons: 9
Coding region: 296-1858 (520 amino acids)
Biological process (GO): cellular response to interferon-beta; positive regulation of interleukin-1 beta production; activation of innate immune response
Cellular component (GO): nucleolus
Molecular function (GO): double-stranded DNA binding
Source: RefSeq, a predicted model, not a curated record
CACAUUGUUUCCUAACUCCUGUCUCUCCGGGCAGUAGCAGAGCAGUAGAGAGCCGGCACUGGUCAGAUUACUCGGUGACUCAACCAAGGCCUUUGUUUCUUGUUAUCUUUGCAAAUACUUCAUUUUCUUAGCAUUGCAGGAAAUUACAACAUCCUGCAGUUCUGUUUCUGGGAACUUUACUGAUUUAUCUCCUCACUUGAAGAAAAUAAGCAUUGAUUCCUGCAUUUCUGAAAAAUCUGAAGAUCUGGACCACUGUUGAAAAAAUUUCCAGUGAGGCUCACUUAUAUCUGCAAAGAUGGGGAAAAAAUACAAGAACAUUGUUCUACUAAAAGGAUUAGAGGGCAUCAACGAUUAUCAUUUUAGAAUGGUUAAGUCCUUACUGAGCAGCGAUUUGAAACUUAAUCCAAAAAUGAGAGACGAGUAUGACAAAAUUCAGAUUGCUGACUUGCUGGAAGAAAAGUUCCCAGGUGAUGCUGGUUUGGGCAAACUAAUACAAAUCAUCAAAGAAAUACCAACACUUGGAGACUUUGCUGAAACUCUUAAAAAAGAGAAGUUAAAAGCACAAGGACAAACCCCAUCAAAAAAGAGGAAGCAGGAAAUGGAUCCUGCUGUACCUGCACCCUCCGCAAUCAGCACUGUCAAAGCUAAAGGAGCAGAGGCAACUCCUGGAGAUCAGAAAGGAAAAAAAAAAAAGUCUGAAACCAAAAAGAGUAAGAUGUCGGAGGAGCAGAUACAGCCUCCCUGUCCUGCUGGAGCCAGCGUGUUCACAGCUGUGGGCCAUUCCCCACUUCCCCAGCCCUCAUCAUCAGCUCCACCCAACGCUUUCUCCAUCGAGAGCCCAAAACCAGUGGUCAAACGUCAGGUAACUGCCAGAAGAAAUGCUCCCAAAAAGGGCCCAAUGAUAGUGAAGGUACUGAGUGCAACAAAGCCAUUUGGAUAUGAGACCCCAGAAAAGGAGAAAAAAAUGAUGUUUCAUGCUACAGUGGCUACACCAACACAGUUCUUCCACGUGAAGGUUUUAAACAUCAACUUGAAGGAGAAAUUCAGUGGCAAGAAAAUCAUCGCCAUAUCAGAUUAUUUGGAAUAUGAUAAUCUCCUAGAGGUCAAUGAAGGAUCUUCUGUAUCUGAAGCUGGUCCUGACCAACAGCUUGAAGUUCCAAAUAAAAUCAUCAGCAGAGCAAAGGAAACUCUGAAGAUUGAUAUUCUUCACAAACAAGCUUCAGGAAAUACUGUAUAUGGGAUAUUUACACUACAUAAGAAAGAAGUAAAUGAAAAACAGAAGAGUACAACCUAUGAAAUUGAGGAUGACAGAGGAAAAAUGGAUGUAGUGGGGACAGGACAAUGUCACAAUAUCCCCUGUGAAGAUGGAGAUAAGCUCCAUCUUUUCUGCUUCCGACUUAGAAAAAAGAACCAGAUGUCAAAACUGAUUUCAGAAAUGCAUAGUUUUAUCGAGGUAAAGAAAAAAACGAACCCGAGAAAUUAUAACCCCAAGAGCAUGAAACUACCUCCGGAGCAGAGUCAGCUUCUAAAUACUUCAGAGGCCAGCAUAACCCUCCCUGAGAGCCAUCCUCAGACUCCUCAGAUGCCACCAAUAACCGCAUCCAGAAGUUCCAUCAUCAAGGAAAGUGAAGACCCAUUCAAAAUAAAUGACCCCUGGAGGGUGCGUAAGGAAACGUGGCAGUUUCCAGGACCGUCCAUGACCAGCAUAAGCCCAGCUGGGAGCCAUUUCCAGACUCCUCAGAUGUCUGCAUCAACACCAAGCAGCAGUUUCUUUACCACGGUCAUGAAGAGGGAAAACAAGAAAGACGAACUCAGUCCUGAUUCAUAUAUGAAAACUUCAUCAAACUCCUUCUUCUAAAAUCCAUUGAUAAUACUGCUUAUGGAGAUAAGAUCUAAGUGCCUAAAAAAUGUACAUAUACCUGGUUGAACUACAACACUAGAUAUAUGUCGCUAUUAUAUAUACCAGCUAUUAAUUCUUAGAAAUGGGGUAUUGGGAGUGCUUUUUUUAAUUCUUUAGGGUUUUGUAUAAAAGGCCAUAUUUUGCAUCUACAACUUUUAUAAUUUGAAAAAAACAAAUAAACGUUAUCUUUCUUUGUGAAAGAAAUUCUUCCCCGGCAGUCUCUUUAAUCCAUCCAUGAGCUGCUUAAAAGCAAAUAGUUUGUGGUCUGCAAAUCAGGGUGCGGCACACGGGCCUCAAGCAAUAUUUGGAUUUGUACUUUGGGUGUGAUCUUUACAGGAUAAGGCCCUAGUCAAGAAUGAACAGGCUAUGUUCUGCUGAGAGGAGCCAGGCUGAAGGGAUAGGUAAGGGUGAAAUCCAGCCUGCGGUUCGGUUGCUAAGCAUUGUGUUAUUGUUUUAGCCCAGAGCAGUAGAUAUCUUUUCAGAAUUGGUUUCCUGGACGGGGCAUAAUUGGGUAAUUUUUCUGCCAAAUGAGGUGCCUUCUGGUGCUGUGCAUGAAGGCACUUGUCUAUGUUAGAGAAAUAUCUGGGCCUGCCUGAUGUGAAAUAUCUGGUUUUAUUCACUUCCUCAAACACCAACGGCUCUUCAGGCGUGUUCUAACCAUAUUUCCUGUUCUCACAAUGCACUAUAGUAAUCUGACCCAUUAGAAAGCUGCCCCAGUAGGCAAACAGUGAAGAUAAUUAAUUUUCUUUAGAACAGAAUAGCAGAAAGUAGGCAUCUAAAACUAAAAUUUAGCCAAAUUUAUUGAUUAUAUAUUUGGUACCUGAUACUUUGCAAUUAUUUUGUGGCACUUAAUCUUCAUAUUAGCUCUAGAAGUUUGAUCAUUUUUUCCCUUUUACUCACCCUAUAAUAUGUGACAAAGAAUAGAAAGGCAAAGUCACUUUCGUAAUGACACUUAGUAGAGAGCUUGUUUUAGAACCCAGGCUGCUGUUCUCGUUUGGGGUGUGCGUGUUAGGAGAUGUGUGUGGGGCUGUGGUGGAAGCUGUGAGGGAUGGAAUGGGGACGUCUACCACUGUCGCAGGGUUUUUUCUUUAGUUCAGCUAAACAUGGGGGUCCUUAUCACACGGCCAUGAAAAAUUAGGCUCGCAGACAAUCUGAAGAGUGAGAAGGGCAGAGUUUAUUGGGUGAAAAGCAAAAGAGGGAAACAGGAAAUUGGGUAAAAACGAAACUCUGCAAAGCCACACUCCCUGCUGGUGUGCUUCCGGCCUUGCAGUAUUAAUUUCGGGUUCCACCCAGGAAGAGGAGGGGCCAGACUCUUCCCCACUGCAGAUGGUACGAACUUCUGUGGCUCCGACCCCGUGCACGCUCCUCCUGGUGUGCAGGCUGGAGUUUCUCUGGCGACCCCUUCCCACCUGGCGGUCUCAUUGCCUCCUCUAAAGAAGUGUGCGGCUAACUGCCCUUAGAGUAAGGACAAGGAUAAGGACGAAGACCGAUCUUAACUGCUUUCUGCUGACAGGGGGCGCUGUGUUGGGGAAAACAGCAAUCAAAGUCUCUCAGAGGCCUAUUUAAGGGUUCCCGGCAGAGGGGGCCAUUGCCUGCCUCUCCAGUUGCGUGACUGUUUGGAGUUUGAUGGCCUGAAGGCAAGAAGAGACCAAUGGUGUUAUUAGAAAACAUGUAUCAAAACGAAACAAGGGGAGGGGUAAGAAUAGUUCAAAAAUCCCAAGGCCUUUGAUCAGUUCGUACAAAGAGAGGGAGGCCAAAAGCCUAACUGGUAAAAAACAAAAACAAAAAACUUUACCCUUUGCCUGCAUGUGGGGCUUCUGGGUUCCCUUCUCCUGAACCCAAUCCUAAACUGACCAGUUUAAAGUUUGGGAAAUUAACUCUUUCCAGUUUGAAGGAUGCAUCUGAAGGGAGUGUCCCCAUAGUAUGGAGACACAAGUGCCUAUCGGUGAAGAGAGAACUGACAGGGAGAAAGGAAAAAUGAAUGAUGUUUUAUCAAAGGAGUCCCACGGGUUCAGGAUGCAUUUGAAAGGGAUACAGACUGAAAAUGAAUGGCUACUCAUCUAGAAGGAGGGGAGCAGGCAUCCCUGGUUCUCUUCCUAGCAGAUACCUGGGGUAUAUGAGGGAGAGAAGGAAGAGUGUCCUCUUUCCCUCUUCUAGCUUCACAUCCCUGAGUCCCUGUGUAGAAUUUUGAGUCUGGCUUCUUUCACUGAGUGUACAAUAAAGAUCUAUCCACGUAGAUGUGUGUAUCAGUAAUUUAUUCCUUUUUAUUGCUAAGUACAAUUCGAUUAUGUGGAUCUACCAAAGUUUGUCUAUUCAUUUUUCAGGUAAGAGAUAAUUUUUUACAGUUUUGCAUAAUUACAAAUAAGCUUUCAUGAAUAUUUACGUGCAGAUUUUUGUGUGAACAUACAUAAUUAUUUCAAGUGGAUAAAAAUACUUAGAGCAAGUUUGCUGUAUCAUGUAGUAAGCAUAUGUUUAAAUUUAUAAGAAAUUGCCAAACUCUUUUCUAAAGUGACUUUAAGGCUUUUCAUUCCCACCAGCAAUAAGUAAGGGUUUCAGUUGUUCUGUAUCCUCCUCAGGCCAUAGCAUUGUAGAUAUAUAUUUUUAAAAAUGGACAAACUCUUUUGCAUAAAAGUUAUAUCAUUUGACAUUCCCACCAGCAAUGCAUGACAGUUUCAAUUUUUCCAAAUCUUUGUCAGCACUUGAUUUGGCCAAUGUAUCUUAAUUUUAGCUGUUCUAAUAAAUGUAUAGUGGUACCUCA